Messenger RNA from Syzygium oleosum, 1753 nucleotides. RefSeq lists its product as uncharacterized. The transcript has 2 exons. The record is from RefSeq and is a predicted model, not a curated record. Bases 158 to 1318 code for a protein of 386 amino acids. Gene Ontology annotation, biological process: N-acetylglucosamine metabolic process; protein N-linked glycosylation. Lineage: Eukaryota; Viridiplantae; Streptophyta; Magnoliopsida; Myrtales; Myrtaceae. Gene Ontology annotation, cellular component: membrane. Gene Ontology annotation, molecular function: beta-1,4-mannosylglycoprotein 4-beta-N-acetylglucosaminyltransferase activity.
GGUGGGUUUUGCGAUUCGGGGUUGCGCGGAGAGAGGAUUGGUUAUAAAUUGAAGCGGAAGGGGGGGAAGUUUUGGUUUGCAUUGGAACAGGAUUGGGGCGGCGUUUUGCUCGGUCCGUUUCCCCCAAUCCGCCAAUCCCCAGGUGGGUGUGUCCUUCAUGAUGUCCGAAGGGUAUUACAGUUCGAAGAAGACCGAUGACAUAUGCGAGGACGUCUGUGGCCAGGCUCGUGCUGCAUUGAGCAUGUCCAGACUGCGUUGUAUGUUGCGAGGUCUGGAUCUCAGAACGUAUAUUCUCUUGUUAAUCGUGAUCCCUCUCGGCAUCUUCACCCUGUAUUUGCAUGGGCAGAAGGUCUCGUAUUUUCUCAGACCUCUUUGGGAAUCUCCGCCUAAGCCAUUUCACGAGAUCCCGCAUUACUACAACGAAAACGUGUCUAUGGAGACGCUGUGCAAACUUCAUGGUUGGGGAAUCCGUGAAUCUCCGAGGCGGGUGUAUGAUGCAGUUCUGUUCAGCAAUGAACUUGACAUCCUCACUAUUCGAUGGAAUGAGCUGUUUCCCUAUGUGACGCAGUUUGUUCUCCUCGAGUCGAACUCUACGUUCACUGGUUUGCCUAAGAAGUUGAAUUUCGCGAGCAACAGGGACAGGUUCAAUUUUGUUGUACCUCGGUUGACCUAUGGAAGGAUUGGAGGACGAUUCAAGAAGGGAGAGAACCCAUUCGUUGAAGAGGCAUAUCAAAGAGUAGCCCUUGACCUCUUACUUAGAAGAGCCGGCAUCAAAGAUGAUGACUUGUUGAUAAUGUCGGAUGUUGACGAAAUCCCCAGUGCCCACACAAUCAAUCUUUUGAGAUGGUGUGAUGAUAUCCCACCGAUUCUUCAUUUGCAGCUGAAAAACUACUUGUACUCUUUUGAGUUUCAUCGGGAUAACAAGAGUUGGAGGGCUUCGGUUCAUCGCUACCAGACGGGCAAGACCAGAUAUGCGCAUUAUCGGCAGACGGACUACCUACUUUCUGACGCAGGUUGGCACUGUAGCUUCUGUUUCCGCCACAUUAGCCAGUUCCUAUUUAAGAUGAAAGCUUACAGCCAUAACGAUCGGGUUAGGUUUUCCCAUUAUUUGAAUCCGAAGAGGGUUCAGGAUGUUAUAUGUAGAGGCGCCAAUUUGUUCGACAUGCUGCCCGAGGAAUACACGUUUAAGGAGAUAAUCGGGAAGAUGGGGCCGAUUCCUCAUUCUAGUUCUGCCAUUCAUCUCCCUGCUUACUUGCUCAAUCAUGCAGAAGAGUACAAAUUUUUGUUGCCCGGAAACUGCAAAAGAGAAAGGGAGUGACUGAUGAGUUUCUUUCGAUUAUUGAGGCUCUUUCUCUACAACAUUGAAGAUGAUUUGGUUCGCAAAGGAUGCAUCAAAUGUGAUACGUCAUUCAGGGUAGUAUUUGUGAAGAACCAGACAAAUAGCUGUAUAUCAAGGAGAAUCUCGUGUAUGUCUAUGCACUCUCCCAGCUUGAGGUUCUUGAACGGCGGUUCUUAUCAAUUUUCCAUGUGAAGAACCUGCUUUACAGAGAAUGGCUAGCUCUUGUGGCUGUGGAAGAUCUUCUGCAUACCGCCUAGUGUUUUAGACUAGCUUGGGAAUGCACAUUGUUUCCCAGCUUUACGUGCUCUGGGAUUUUUGCUCGAGUAGUUGUCAUUGAUAGAUGAUCAUUUGUAUAUUCUGAUUUUCUGCCAAACUCCCUUCCAUCUUGCUAAUUUAAUUCUUUUUUCAUUCAAA